AAAUCCCGCCUCGGCGCCGUGCGGAAGCCGGAAUUGGGGCCUAGGUGGCGGAAACAGCUUCGCUGGCGGCGCAGAGUCAGCGGACGGGCUUCUCUGGUCUUGGGCGAGCGAGCGAGCGAACGAGCGGCGCCAUGGGGCGAGGCGGAGGCACCUUCGAGCGGCUCCUGGAUAAAGCUACCAGUCAGCUUCUGUUGGAGACAGACUGGGAGUCCAUCUUACAGAUUUGUGAUAUGAUUCGUCAAGGUGACACUCAAGCUAAAUAUGCUGUGGGUGCAAUAAAGAAGAAAGUGAAUGACAAGAAUCCACAUGUGGCUCUCUAUGCACUGGAGGUAUUGGAGUCUGUGGUAAAGAACUGUGGACAAACACUCCAUGAUGAAGUGGCUAACAAACAGACUAUGGAAGAACUGAAGGAGUUGCUGAAGAGACAGGUUGAAGCCAAUGUUCGCAACAAGAUCCUCUACCUAAUCCAAGCAUGGGCCCAUGCUUUCCGCAAUGAGCCCAAAUACAAGGUCGUCCAGGAUACAUAUCAGAUCAUGAAAGUAGAAGGUCAUGUUUUUCCAGAAUUCAAAGAAAGCGAUGCCAUGUUUGCAGCAGAAAGGGCUCCUGACUGGGUGGAUGCGGAAGAGUGCCACCGGUGCCGGGUCCAGUUUGGAGUGGUGACUCGCAAGCAUCACUGUCGGGCAUGUGGGCAGAUUUUCUGUGGGAAGUGCUCCUCUAAGUAUUCCACCAUCCCCAAGUUUGGCAUAGAGAAGGAGGUGCGAGUGUGCGAGCCUUGCUAUGAGCACCUCAACAAGAAAGCAGAAGGCAAAGGGACUGGUAGCACAGAGCUUCCUCCAGAGUACCUGACCAGCCCUCUCUCUCAGCAGUCCCAGCUGCCUCCAAAGCGUGAUGAAACCGCUCUGCAGGAGGAAGAGGAGCUGCAGUUGGCAAUUGCAUUGUCUCAGUCAGAGGCUGAGGAGAAGGAAAGGAUGAGGCAGAAAAGCACAUUCUCCACAUACCCCAAGGCAGAACCAACACCAAUUACAUCUUCAGCCCCUCCAGUCAGCACCCUCUAUUCGUCACCUGUGAAUUCCUCUGCACCUCUAGCUGAGGAUAUUGAUCCUGAGUUGGCUCGGUACUUGAACCGCAACUACUGGGAAAAGAAACAAGAGGAAGUGCGCAAGAGCCCAACACCUUCGGCCCCACUGUCUAUGGGGGAGCCAGCAGCCCAGUCCACUGAGGUCCAGCCUGCCCCACUCAGUGUAGUGGAGCAGCAGUACCAAAAUGGAGAGACAGAUGAGAGCCACGAGCAGUUCUUGAAGGCUUUGCAGAAUGCUGUCACCACCUUUGUCAACCGCAUGAAGAGCAAUCACCUCCGGGGUCGGAGCAUUACUAACGACUCGGCUGUGCUCUCGCUCUUCCAGUCCAUCAACAGCAUGCACCCCCAACUCCUGGAGCUGCUGAAUCAGCUGGAUGAGCGCCGUUUGUAUUAUGAGGGACUUCAAGAUAAGCUUGCCCAGAUCCGGGAUGCCCGGGGAGCCCUGAAUGCUCUGCGAGAGGAACACAGAGAGAAGCUGCGCCGUGCUGCUGAGGAGGCAGAGCGACAGAGACAGAUCCAGCUGGCCCAGAAACUGGAGAUUAUGAGGCAGAAGAAACAGGAAUACCUGGAGAUGCAGCGGCAGUUGGCUAUCCAGCGCCUUCAGGAGCAGGAAAAGGAGCGCCAGAUGCGCUUGGAGCAACAGAAGCAAACAAUCCAGAUGCGGGCGCAAAUGCCUGCUUUCUCCCUGCCUUAUGCCCAGUUGCAGGCCAUGCCUCCUGCUGGUGGGGUGAUCUACCAGCCUUCAGGCCCCACAAGCUUCCCAGCCACCUUCAGCCCAGCGAGCUCAGUCGAGGGCUCACCCAUGCAUACAGUGUACAUGAGCCAACCCGCCCAGGGCAGCGCUGGGCCCUACACUGCAAUGCCUGUGGCAGGAACAGACCCCAACAUGGUGGGCACUUAUAUGUACUCAACUGGAACUAACAGUGCACAGACAGCUCCUCAAGGACAGCCAGUGCCCACUACAAACCCUGCCUAUUCCUCUUACCAACCUACUCCUACCCAGGGCUAUCAGAAUGCAGCGGCCCCUUCCCAAGCCCAGAGCAUCCCUGCCAUGACACAGGCUCCUCCGCCAUCUGGUGGCACAAUGGGCUACAUGGGCAAUCAGUCAGUUUCAAUGAGCUACCAACCCUACAACAUGCAGAACCUCAUGUCAACCCUCCCUGGCCAGGAACCAGGUUUGAGUAGCUUGCCACCUCAGCAGCCUUACAUGUCAGGACAACAGCCUAUGUAUCAGCAGAUGGCGCCCCCUGGAGGCCCUCCUCAGCAGCAGCCCCCUCCCCAGCCUUCGUCUGCUCAGGUGCAGCAGGCACAAGGGGGCAGUGGAGAGGCCCAGCUAAUUUCCUUUGACUAAUCUUUGUCUGGUGAUGAUGACAGGGAGGGGUGGGUUUCUAAGAUCUUGUUAACACUAUCAUCUGUUUGUCACUGCUACACCAUUGCUGUUUCCUUGCGCUAUCCCCACAGUGGGGAAGGGAGAACUGAGAGCCUGCCCUGAGUUGCCUCACACUGCCACCCCAUCUGAAAUGCUGCUAAGAGAAUCUCUAGCUUGGCGCAUGGGACUGAUGUAUCCAGAUCCCCUCCAUGUCAUUCCUUGGUUGUGGAGAGAGCUUGACCCAUCCAGCUCUAUUUGGAUGGAGAGCAGAGCACAUGUGCCAUUGUAGGAAGCAGCAUUAAAGCAUGCUCCAGAACCAAAUCAAACAGGGUCCAACCCAGAGCAUGACCUGGGCCUGCGUUCUUGUCCUCCCCAACACAUCCUAUGGCUGCAUCUUGCCAAUCAAGUGGCCUUCAUUCUGCACACCUCCAAAUGAAGUCCUCCCCCAUGCCUCCUCUCAAUACCUUUUGACAACCCAUGAAUUUCAACAUUUUGUAUUCCAGGCCCAUCCCCCCCACCCCCAAAGUCCCACUUAUCUUCACUGCUUUUGAAGACUCGUCUGUCGUACUUAGUGGCUGGUGUAGACAGAAUGGAACCAGUGACAAUUAAAGUAAUUUAAAAUGUU
Messenger RNA from Anolis sagrei ordinatus, 3072 nucleotides. It is a transcript of the gene HGS, whose product is annotated as hepatocyte growth factor-regulated tyrosine kinase substrate. Gene Ontology annotation, cellular component: early endosome. The record is from RefSeq and is a predicted model, not a curated record. Gene Ontology annotation, biological process: endocytic recycling; receptor internalization. Gene Ontology annotation, molecular function: phosphatidylinositol binding; metal ion binding; ubiquitin binding. Lineage: Eukaryota; Metazoa; Chordata; Lepidosauria; Squamata; Anolidae.